Messenger RNA from Cryphonectria parasitica EP155, 573 nucleotides. Its product is annotated as family 11 glycoside hydrolase. Bases 1 to 573 code for a protein of 190 amino acids. Gene Ontology annotation, biological process: xylan catabolic process. Gene Ontology annotation, molecular function: hydrolase activity, hydrolyzing O-glycosyl compounds. The transcript has 2 exons. NCBI's taxonomy places the organism in Eukaryota, Fungi, Ascomycota, Sordariomycetes, Diaporthales, Cryphonectriaceae. The record is from RefSeq and is a predicted model, not a curated record.
AUGCUGGGCGGUGAAAACCUUGCCCGCCGCCAAGACUACAACCAGGACUAUACGACUGGUGGCAGCGUCAACUUCUCACCAGCGAGCAAUGGAUACUCAGUCUCCUUCUCUGGUGCCGGAGACUUUGUCGUUGGCAAGGGCUGGUCUGCAGGCACUACCAGGACCAUCACCUUCAAUGGCUCCACCACCUAUAACGCCGGGACCGUCCUAGUCUCGGUCUAUGGCUGGUCCACAAACCCGCUGGUCGAGUACUACGUGCAAGAAUACACCAGCGACGGCAAGGGCUCGGCCCAGGGCACGCAGAUGGGCACCGUCGAGUGUGAUGGGGCCACAUAUGACAUUUGGAAGCACCAGCAGGUGAACCAGCCGUCGAUCCAGGGCACGACGACCUUCGAGCAGUACAUCUCGAACCGCCAGAGCUCGAGUCCCGGCAGCGGCACCGUCACGACGAGCUGUCACUUUGACGCGUGGGCUAAACUGGGAAUGAAUCUGGGCACGCUGAACUAUCAAGUUCUGGCGACUGAGGGCUGGGGCAAUGCUGGUGGUAGCUCUCAGUACACCAUCACCGGUUGA